Molecule: messenger RNA, 384 nt
Organism: Coccidioides immitis RS
Lineage: Eukaryota; Fungi; Ascomycota; Eurotiomycetes; Onygenales; Onygenaceae
Exons: 4
Coding region: 1-384 (127 amino acids)
Source: RefSeq, a predicted model, not a curated record
AUGAAUAUAUCAGAUUUGAGAGCCAAGCUAUACAGAAUGUUUUUGAAUAUCUAUAAGCUGUUUGAAACUGACAGACAGAAGAAUAACAAUUAUAUAUUUGCAAAACUAUUCUUGAUAAAUAAUGAGUGUGCAUUGCAGUAUAGUGAUAUUGGAAUUCUGAAUAAUAGUACUUUAAAGCUUGUUGACAUUAAGAAUAUUGACUUGGAGUAUAUCUAUAAUCUUACAAACAAGAUAUCUGAUAUUAAUAAAGACAAUAGAAAUGACAGAAAUAAUAAGAUUCAUAAAGCCAACAGAGAUAAUAGAGAUAAUAAAGAUGAUGAAGAUAAUAGAAAGAGUAGUUCUCAUGUUCUUGAGAAUACAGAGUGUGAGAAGGCCAGAAAAUAA